AAAGUCAUAUGGGUUCGUUUUCAUUAUAUUCUAAUACAGAAAUGGUGGCCCCAUCGAAACACUAACCUUAUUAAACAUGUACACAUCAAAACAAUAAACACAAGAAGAUGAGUUAUGUGAAUGGGCCCAACUGAAUUAAUUGUCAAUUCCCAAGUGUCCUGAGUUAGAUUGGUCUCAACUCUCGAGAUAACAAUUUCAUUUCUGGUUUGUAAUCUCUGCCUACUUUACUUAUCUUCUUUCUUUCUUUCUUUCUUCUCACAUAAUGACAAAACAAAUUAAUUAUCUUACAAACCACAAAGAUUCGAUCUUUACACUCAUUUCAUCUAAAAGCUUCAAACUUUCUUCAUCUCCAACCUCAAAUCCAAAAUGGGUUCUUCUUCUCACUUGUUAAUAAUAACAAUAAUCUUCACAAAUGUAUUACUCUCAACAGUUCAUUCUGGUGGUGACCACAGUACCAACAAUGGACCUUCAACCAUAGUAACAAAACAUCUCUCUUUCCCAAAUUUCAAUUCCAUCACAAACCCAAGAAUUCUAGAAGACAUUAAGCUUCUGGGCAGUGCUAAAUUGUCAAAAAGAUCCCAACUUCAAAUCCCAGAUGAAUCACAAGCUUUCGAUCUAAGACACCAAGCAGGAAAAGCCAUUUUCUCAUCACCAAUCAGACUCUACGACCCUCCAACUCAAACCCCAGCUUCAUUCCAAACAACCUUCUCUUUUCAAAUCCACAACUUUUCCGGCAACAACGCCGGCGCCGGCGGCAGUGGACUGACUUUCAUCAUAGCCCCAGAUGAAUUCACAGUGGGAAGACCAGGGCCAUGGCUGGCUAUGAUAAACGACGCUUGCGAUAAAGAUUACAAGACAGUGGCAAUCGAAUUCGACACUCGUAAAAAUCCAGAAUUCGGUGACCCAAACGACAACCAUGUCGGAAUCGAUUUGGGUAGCAUGGUUUCGGUCAAAACAGUCAACGCUUCAGAUGUUGGUGUGUUCUUAAACGACGGCUCGGCUCACCGAGCUUGGAUUGAUUACGACGGUUCACGCCGUUGGCUUGAUAUUCGGCUUGGCUUAAACGAUGGAAGUUACCCUUCGAAACCGGUUUUUUCUGAGUCUCUUGAUAUUUCUCCUUACCUUAAAGAAUAUAUGUUUGUUGGGUUUUCAGCUUCGACUGGUAACAGAACACAAAUCCAUAGUCUUCUUUCGUGGAAUUUCACUUCAAAGAGUGAAGCUUUACUUAGAAUUCCUUCCUCUGAAACAUGUGAGAAUAAAAUCACAGUUGAUCACACCGGAAAAAUGAUUAAAACUAAGCCUCCGACAAGUUUCAUGAUCUUCAUGGCUGUGGUUGUGUUAGCUUUAGCUGUUUUAAUCAGUUUAUAUUACAGCAGAGGAAGUAAAAACGAGAAAAGAAACGAUGUCGUUUUACCUGAAAAAAAACAGAGACCCACGCCGCCGUACAAGCCGCGCCGGUUCACAAGCUCCGAACUUUACUCCGCCACCGGCUCAUUCAGCGAGUUAGAAAUUCUGGGCAUGAAUUCAAAUUCCAAAAGCGUUUACUACAGGGGAAAACUCACCAAUGGUUGCCACGUGGCAGUCAAACGAUUUCGGUUGACUUUUUUAGUGGUGGACAAGAAACGGUUUUUGAAAGAGAUUGUGGCUAUUAGCAAAGUUCGUCACCCUAAUCUUGUUCCAAUUCGAGGUUGGUUUCAAGAUCAGAGGGAGAUUAUGGUGGUUUAUGAUUUUUUCACUAAUGGAAGUCUUGAUAAAUGGUUGUUUGGGGUUGGAGUUCUUCCAUGGACGAGGAGAUUUAAGGUUGUUAGAGAUGUGGGUGAGUGUUUGAGUUUCUUACACUCUAAGCAAUUGGCUCACAAGAAUCUCAAAACGACAAGUGUCUUUCUUGAUGUGAGUUUUAGAGCUAUGUUGGGUGAUUUUGGUUUUGUUUUGUGUGGGAAUGAGUCUAAGAGGUUUGAAUCGGCUGUGAGUCAAAGUGUUGAUGUUUUUGAGUUUGGACUCUUUAUUUUGGAAGUUGUCGCCGGAAGGAGGCGGCAGUCGGAGGGUUCCACGGCGGCGCCGGAGGAGGAGGAGGAGAUGAGGGAUUUGUUGGGUUGGGCUUGGAGAUUGCAUGAGAGUGGUGAGUUAGAGAAGUUGGUGGAUAAGAGAAUGGGCCUUGUGAUAAAUUUGGAUCAAGCUAUUAGGGUUUUGGAAAUUGGGCUUCUUUGUACGUUGAAUGAGUCCAAAGGAAGGCCCAUUAUGGAUGAGGUUGUUGAGUUUUUGGGUAUGGAGAGACCGAUUCCUGAGUUGCCACUGAGUCGACCCGUUUCUUUGUUUCCUUAUAAUAGUAUGAAUGUGGGUCUUUGUAGUAUUGGUUACUCUUGUGCUCCUUUUAAGUGAAGUGAAGAUUUAGAAAAUUUUA
Cannabis sativa is the source of this 2401-nucleotide messenger RNA. RefSeq names its product probable L-type lectin-domain containing receptor kinase S.7. Gene Ontology annotation, cellular component: plasma membrane. Bases 367 to 2379 code for a protein of 670 amino acids. Gene Ontology annotation, molecular function: protein kinase activity; carbohydrate binding; ATP binding. The transcript has a single exon. The record is from RefSeq and is a predicted model, not a curated record. Gene Ontology annotation, biological process: protein phosphorylation. NCBI's taxonomy places the organism in Eukaryota, Viridiplantae, Streptophyta, Magnoliopsida, Rosales, Cannabaceae.